Molecule: messenger RNA, 1726 nt
Organism: Sinocyclocheilus anshuiensis
Lineage: Eukaryota; Metazoa; Chordata; Actinopteri; Cypriniformes; Cyprinidae
Product: IGF-like family receptor 1
Exons: 7
Coding region: 87-1172 (361 amino acids)
Cellular component (GO): plasma membrane
Molecular function (GO): protein binding
Source: RefSeq, a predicted model, not a curated record
UUCAGCUCACAGCUGGUUAGGUUCACACAGUCUCUCAUACGUUAUCUCAGUGCAGCCACGUUAAGGACUACACGAAAUCCGCCUCAAUGACUUCAGAGAGGUGUAUAGAAGGGGACUUCUUUCAUCGUUCUCUGUACAAAUGUCAGCGAUGUGAGACUAAAUAUGAAAUCAUAAAAGGAUACGAAUUUACUGAAAACUGCGGGUGGUCCGACGAGCAACAGCAGAUCGAGUCACCUUACAGACCAUGCAGAGAUGGGACAUUUAACGAUGGAUCUCAAGUCAUAUGCCAAAACUGUCGCUCUUGCCCACCGCCACAGUUUACUGCGUGCAAGUGCAAAAACACGUCGGAUACCAUCUGCUGUAAACAAGGAGAGCAGUUUUUUAAUGGAAAAUGUAUCCCUCAACCGUCACAGACCACAAGGAUAACAACUGCGAGUACGACUGUCCACAGCUCUGUUGCUAGCUCAAGCCCCUCUCCGAGCCCUCAAAACUUUCCAGACCCCUCUCCUAGCACUCAAAACUUUCCAGGCCCCUCUCCAAGACCUCACAACUCCAUUCCAAGCCCUCACAGCUUUAUGCCAAACCCCUCUCCAAGUUCAUAUGAAGGGUCUCAUUCACAUUUCAUAGGGAUCUAUGUAUGUUUUGGGAUUUUAUCAACUCUCGCUCUGGCAUGUCUCUUCCUGUUCAUCAGAAGGAGGACUAAACCUUUCAACGAAGAAUUAAAAAAAUGCUGUAAUGGAGCAAGUCAUGAAAGCCUGUCCAAAAAGGGCAUUGCCAGAUAUGAACAGUCCGUCUCAUACAACAUAAUCAACGAUGGUAAUAACGAUCACGUGACUGGAUUGUCGCACCUGUUAGCACCUGAGGUCCAUGAUGCACCUCUGAAAACGGUGCUGGACAACUUGGAUGUUCUUGAGGAGCUUGUGUUGGUAUUAGACCCGUACAUUUCUGGCGCCAAGAACACUCGUCACCUUGCUGCCCAGUGCUCCUUUUCCUUUGCCUGGAUAAAUUAUGCUUAUUCCAUGAAGGACCACAAAAGCCCGCUUGUUGCCGUUUUGGAGGGUGUCGUCACCAAGAACCCAGACUGGACUGUCGGCCACCUCGCUGAGCUGCUAACCGCUAUCGGUCGUAACGAUGCAGUGGAGAUUUUGGCGAAGCUUCCUGCAGGUGUAUAAGAAUAAUUCAUGCAAUAUUUUAAGAACACAAACCAGUAAUUUACUUGUUAUACUGUAUUGUUGAACACAAUCUCAUAAGAAUUCGUGAAUUUGUAUGAUCUGCUUAUGCCUCACUGAGGGUUAAUGCUUAGUAUUUGUUCUAAAAUUCGUUCAUCGUAGUGGACAAUUAAUACAAAAUCGGCAACUUGGAAAUGGUUUUCUCAUGAGAUUGUGUAUUUUUCCCUAUAUGUAAGUUCAGUAUUCAGUUGACAGUUGAAGCAUGCAAUGCUUGAAUAAUGUACUCAGACUGACCGUCUAGGAUGCAAACAAAACACUUCAUACAGUUAACAGUGGAUAACAGAUGUUCGUCUUGAGUCCAUAUGGAAGCAUUUGGAAUCAAAGACAAGACACAUUUUGGGGUUUUCCCUAACUGUUCCACCAUCUCCAUUUCAUCCUAGUAUGUUACACAUUUAGUUUUAUAUAGCUUAUAUGAAACGUAACACUGCAUAACACUAUUUAUGGUAACACUUUAUUUCGAUAGUCCACUUUAGACAUUCUAUUAACAGUAAGUAACU